Molecule: messenger RNA, 1017 nt
Organism: Physeter macrocephalus (sperm whale)
Lineage: Eukaryota; Metazoa; Chordata; Mammalia; Artiodactyla; Physeteridae
Gene: TLX3
Product: T cell leukemia homeobox 3
Exons: 3
Coding region: 1-1017 (338 amino acids)
Biological process (GO): regulation of transcription by RNA polymerase II; animal organ development
Cellular component (GO): nucleus
Molecular function (GO): RNA polymerase II cis-regulatory region sequence-specific DNA binding; DNA-binding transcription factor activity, RNA polymerase II-specific
Source: RefSeq, a predicted model, not a curated record
AUGACACAGAGCCUGUCGGGCCCGCGCACUCUUGGCAAAGUUUCAGUGCGACGAGAGGCGCCGGGCGCUCCAUGGCCACGCCGUAACGGGGACCCAGCCGCCUCCCCGCCCAGCCCAGCCCAGCCCUUCCGCCCGCCCAGGAUGGAGGCGCCCGCCAGCGCGCAGACCCCGCACCCGCACGAGCCCAUCAGCUUCGGCAUCGACCAGAUCCUCAACAGCCCGGACCAGGACAGCGCACCAGCCCCGCGGGGCCCCGACGGCGCCAACUACCUGGGAGGGCCCCCCGGGGGCCGUCCGGGCGCCACAUACCCGUCUCUGCCCACCUCCUUUGCCGGCCUCGGCGCGCCCUUCGAGGACGCGGGAUCUUACAGUGUCAACCUGAGCCUGGCGCCCGCCGGCGUGAUCCGAGUGCCAGCGCACAGGCCGCUGCCCGGGGCCGUGCCGCCGCCUCUGCCUAGCGCGCUGCCUGCCAUGCCCUCCGUGCCCACGGUUUCCAGCCUGGGCGGCCUCAAUUUCCCCUGGAUGGAGAGCAGCCGCCGCUUCGUAAAAGACCGUUUCACAGCGGCGGCGGCGCUCACGCCCUUCACCGUGACCCGGCGCAUCGGCCACCCUUACCAGAACAGGACGCCGCCCAAGCGUAAGAAGCCGCGCACGUCCUUUUCUCGGGUGCAGAUCUGCGAGCUGGAAAAGCGCUUCCACCGCCAGAAGUAUCUGGCCUCGGCCGAGAGGGCGGCGCUCGCUAAGUCCCUCAAAAUGACGGACGCGCAGGUCAAGACCUGGUUCCAAAACCGGAGGACCAAGUGGCGGCGGCAGACGGCGGAGGAGCGGGAGGCGGAGCGGCAGCAGGCGAGUCGGCUCAUGCUGCAGCUGCAACACGACGCCUUCCAAAAGAGCCUCAACGACUCUAUCCAACCCGACCCGCUCUGUCUGCACAACUCUUCGCUCUUUGCUCUGCAGAAUCUGCAGCCCUGGGAGGAGGAUAGCUCCAAGGUCCCCGCCGUCACCUCUCUGGUGUGA